CGGUUUGGAAUAAUUUUCAGAACAGAUUUUCUCAUCUUUCCCGCUUCCCACUUCCCGUACCGCGUGGUCCGGCCAGAUCAUUCCCCGGUCACGAGAGAGAAUAAAAUCAAGAGCAAGAGCGAGAGAGACCACGCGCGCCAAUAGUAGGGGUACAAUAAUAAUAAAAUUCAACAGUCACGUACCCGCCAGAUUCUACAUGGCAUGUACCAGAUCGACUGUGAGAGGGUCGUCGUCAUUUUGGUGUCAGUUUAUUUUCAGCAUUCGGUGGUGGUUAACCGAGCAAGGGGCCUAGGCAGCAGCACCAGCAGAAGUGUAGUAGCUCGAAGGCGAUGGCAAUUUGAUCUGCCAUUUUAGAUUUACCAGAAAAUUGUUAUCCGGGCGAACGGGUAUUAGAAGUUUCUGCGCAAAUGUCCGGUCUUAACGGAGCAGCCACAAUGACCAACGGACAGACUCCGGUUGCAGCCACGGCGGCGGCGGCAGCGGCUGGAACCUUCAAAGAUGAAUUGGACGACUUUGAGCGCUUCGCCCUGGAGAACUUGGUUCGGAACGAGUGGGGUCUGAAGGUGGCCACCCUCAAUCGGUUGAUGUACUGCGGAGUUUCGGUCGAAUGUUUGGAAGUGAUCGAGGAGCACGAUCUGAAUGACAUAUUUAACGACGAAAGGGCCAUCGGGCAGAAGAUAUUGCUGCGGCAUCGGUUGCGCGAGUGGCGCAAGGGACUGCACUGGAACUCCCCAGAGCACCCGACCCCAAAGCGUCGCUUCGAGCGCCAUUCCAUCGACCCAUUGGAGGUGGAAAAGAAACCUCGCAUCUCAACCAGCAAUUCCUUUCACGAGUCUUCCUCAUCCACCCCCAACAUUAUCCUCCCGGACACUCGCAAUCCAUCCGGCGGCAGUGGAAUACCAUCCUCAUCCACUUCCGCGUCAUCCUCCAUAACGGGCGCAGCCCUAUCCAGCAGCAACCAUGGUUCCUCCUCCGGAAACGCCAUCACCGACGCCGGUAGUCUCCCGAUCCAGAUCUCACCGGAAGCGCUGGCCGGUUUUCUCCAGGGCAGUCGCUCGGGCCGGUGGGUACUGAAAUUCUUCGCCGAAAACCACCACCUGGACAAAAAGGCCCUAACCGAGCUGACGCACGUCGUCGUCGAGCCGUUCCUGGUGUUCAACAUCACCUUCACGCACGCCCUGAUGCGACACUACGCCGAGGUCAUCUGCCAGCUGUUCCACUCGGAACAGGUCGAAACGUUCUACUGCCCGCGGAACAUGAUCCGCAAGAACCCGACGGGGAAACUGUACGAUCGGUACGUGAACCAGCGGUUGCGCUACAAAACCAAGUUCAACGCCCAAAGGCCGACGUUCGUGCCGGACACCCAUCUGAAUCGGACGUUCGCCGAAAUGAGCACGGUGACGCUGUCGUCGAUGAUGCAACAACAUCAUCAUCAGCAGCAGCAACAACAACAACAAGCGCAACAUUAUAUGGAUUAUUCCGAUCCGAGGGGGUAUGGCCGGGCCUCGCCGCCGCCGGAAACUUUCAGCGAGGAGUCGAUGAACAUCUACGGCGGGGACGAGGGGUCUAUUCUGAUUGAUGGUAACUGAAGUACAAAUGGAGAGUACGACUGGGAGAUGAUACAAGCAUUUAUAAUAGGAUAAGCAAUAUACCAGAAACUUUUAGGUUGUAUUAUU
Molecule: messenger RNA, 1676 nt
Organism: Aedes albopictus (Asian tiger mosquito)
Lineage: Eukaryota; Metazoa; Arthropoda; Insecta; Diptera; Culicidae
Exons: 3
Coding region: 408-1589 (393 amino acids)
Source: RefSeq, a predicted model, not a curated record